GUCGGAGUCGUCAACCAGCUCCAAGACGAUCCGGAGAGACACACCAGCAGUUGCCACGACAGAGCCGCCACGAUGCUUCUUCUCGACUACCAGAACGCCCUCAUUCAGUCGGUGCUUACCGAACGAUUCUCCGGUGCCCCGCCCGUACACAUCGACCAGACCGUAUCCGACUUCGACGGCGUGACAUUCCACAUCUCGACUCCUGAGGUCAAGACAAAGAUUCUACUCUCCAUCCAGAUCCGCUGCUUCAAGGACUUGGCCAAAUACGGUGCGGAGCAGGUUCUCCAGCGCGAAUACGGCCAGUAUGUUGUUCCGGUUGAGCCCGGCUACGACUUCUCGGUGCUGGUUGAUCUAGAGAACCUGCCCGAGUCCAAGGAGGAACGCGACGCGUUGGCGAUGCAGUUCGCCCUGUUGAAGCGCCACGCAAUGGCUGCGCCGUUCGAGGAAGCAUACCAGGAGCACUAUACGCUGAAAGAGGAGGCAUCCAAAUUUAGCUCGGAAGAUGCCCCCAAGGGCGUGAUGGAAGGCGGCGAGGUCAAGGCUAUCCACUACCGAGAGGAGGAGGCCAUUUACAUCAAGGCUAGUCACGACCGUGUCACAGUCAUCUUCAGCACAAUCUUCCGUGAGGAAACCGACAGGGUGUACGGAAAGGUCUUUAUCCAGGAGUUUGUCGAUGCACGAAGACGAGCCAUUCAGAAUGCACCCCAGGUGCUGUUCAGAAACGACCCCCCGCUUGAGCUGCAGGGCGUCCCCGGCGUGCGAGAUACUGGAUCUGGAGAAAUUGGAUACGUCACAUUCGUCCUCUUCCCAAGGCACCUCACCCCCCAGAAGAUGGCGUCUGUCAUCUCCCACAUUCAGACUUUCCGAGACAACUUCCACUACCACAUCAAGGCUUCAAAGGCAUACAUCCACUCCCGAAUGAGGAAGCGAACCGCAGACUUCCUGCAAGUGUUGCGACGCGCACGCCCAGAGAACGAGGAAAAGGAACGGAAGACGGCCAGUGGCAGGACAUUCAAGGUGCAGGGCAGCUAAAGAGAAGAGUAGAGCUUCAUACCUCUUUUCCCUCUCCGGCCAAUUGUAGAUUUAGGUAUGGCAUGUUGAGUAGAUGUAGCCUCUCGUUAGAGCAGGGGGUUAGUUUUGAGGUUUGUGACUUAUUGGCAGGUGUAGAUGAAUU
Trichoderma harzianum CBS 226.95 is the source of this 1174-nucleotide messenger RNA. RefSeq lists its product as hypothetical. The transcript has 5 exons. The record is from RefSeq and is a predicted model, not a curated record. Gene Ontology annotation, biological process: Arp2/3 complex-mediated actin nucleation; actin filament polymerization. Gene Ontology annotation, cellular component: Arp2/3 protein complex; actin cytoskeleton. Bases 73 to 1032 code for a protein of 319 amino acids. Gene Ontology annotation, molecular function: actin filament binding; structural constituent of cytoskeleton. Lineage: Eukaryota; Fungi; Ascomycota; Sordariomycetes; Hypocreales; Hypocreaceae.